Molecule: messenger RNA, 587 nt
Organism: Pongo pygmaeus (Bornean orangutan)
Lineage: Eukaryota; Metazoa; Chordata; Mammalia; Primates; Hominidae
Gene: KRTAP21-2
Product: keratin associated protein 21-2
Exons: 1
Coding region: 1-294 (97 amino acids)
Source: RefSeq, a predicted model, not a curated record
AUGUGUUGCAACUACUACAGAAACUCCUGUGGAGGCUGUGGAUAUGGCUCUGGCUGGAGUUCCGGCUGUGGAUAUGGUUGUGGCUAUGGCUGUGGAUAUGGCUCUGGCUGUAGAUAUGGCUCUGGCUAUGGAACUGGCUGUGGCUAUGGCUGUGGAUACGGCUCUGGCUGUGGAUAUGGCUGUGGAUAUGGCUCUGGAUAUGGAUUUGGCUCUCACUAUGGCUGCGGAUACAGCUCUAGCUGCUGUGGCUACCGACCACUUUGCUACAGAAGAUGCUAUUCCUCUUGCUACUAAUCAUCACUACAGAUCAUCCUUGGCUUUGCAAUGACCUCUCCAAGAUCAAGUUCAAUUGAAAUCUCCCCUACCCAUUAUCUUCACAUCUAAGUAAAGAUUGACUAUGGUCACCCGACUAUCUGAAUGCAUAUAAGAGAAGUUGUUGGCAGUGGAUGGAGACUGAGUAGUUUUAUCACAUCGCUGAAGAGAGGAGAUUUUAUUCUGAUCAAUUUUCUAGUGUAAUUUUCUAAUGUAAACUCUUAUAUCUUUUUCUGAGUCUUUGUGCCAUGACUAUUUGCUGAAACACAAGAGGA